UGACACACCUGUACUGUAUUCUCAAGGAGGGAGGGGUUGAAAGAAAAGGAGCGUGAAUGAUGUUCACAUGAACCCAGUGUACACUUGUUCACCAGACGGCAGUGCAUACUCCGAAUCAUCUCCAGAGCACAACAUUGACAAGUAUCAUUUGGAGAGAGACAAUAAGAAAUGAUGUCUUUAUGGGGUAUUCUUAUCCUCUGCUUUCUAGCGCAGUGGGAUGCAGUAAUGUCAGAGGAUAUGAUGCCACCAGACAUACAGAACCGUAACCAGUCAACAGUGUGCUUCCCAAGACUGCCCCUGGACUUCAAGGAAAUGGCCAAAAAACUGAUGCUUGCAUGCUCCAAGAAAGGUUACAGAGUGCCUAUAAUAGAUUUUUCACAGAACAGCUCUUACACACUAAGAGAGAACUUGACCAUGGGAAACCCUUUCUUUGCUUUCGCUGAACUUCUCUCAUCACUAUCUCCACCCGUCUUGAAGCCCAAUGCCACAACAGAAGACAGGAAAAUUGCAGAGAAGAUGCGCAACUGCAGCAGCUUGGGCCAAAUGAUUGAGCUCAUGAGGAAUACUACGGACGUCAAUCUCUGUUUUAUGCGGGCAUUUCUGUCUCCUCUUGCCUGGACGGUCAUCACACAGAACGGAACAGACCUCGACCAAAACAAUCUUAUGAAGCUGUUAUGGGCAGCCAAACCCUUCUUAGAAACAAUGCCUCCAUCUAACUUUGUCCUGCCACCGAUUUCACAGAGCUCUCAACUGGGUGCAAUGAUGAAGAUGUUUGGUGACAUGUUUAACGGUCUUUCUGAUGACCAGAGGAAUGAGAUUAUUGGGUGGAUGAAGGAGAGGGUUGGAGAGAGUAAAUUUAACUGCAUCUCCAACCUCCCGCCUCAAAAACCACCGAAUGGCACAGGUCCCACCCCGCCAUGUCCUCCCAAAAUCCAGUGGCUUAAUUCUGAUGUGUUGCCAAUGAUGGGACCUUUCCUUUCCCGAAUGCCUUUAGAGGAAGUAAACAGCAUUCCUAAAGAAGCGCUGUGUGCUUUUUUUAGCAGUCCAAAUUUCUCUCUUUCGUUUCGUAAUGUUGGUGGAAUACAGCCCUCCCUGGGUCGAGCACUUUUACAACGACUGAAACAAGAGUGUUCAAGUGCCGACAGUUUUCCUCAACAAGUGGAGAGGUUGGGCUCUCUGGCCUGUUACUUUGAUGGUUUCCAGUCUUUGAAUGCGAAUCUCAGUAAAAAAUUACUCUCUCAGCUUGACACAUGUGACAACUCUGAUAUAGCCAAGGUAAAGUCACAGUUAGUACAGAAUAUUAUUCAGAACGCUCCUCCCUCUCGUGAGAUAUUACAGUCUCUAGGCUCCGCCGUGUCUGUUCUUACGCCAUCCAAACUGUCUGGUUUCACUCCUGAUGACCUCAAGAACACCCUUGCCAAUUUGAGUCAGGCCAAUUGGAAUCCAGCUCAAGCCAAAACUCUGGCUAAGAAGCUGCUGGAUGAGACAAAGAAUAUAAGCAGUGAGAAGCUGCUGUCUCUAGGUUCGGUUGUGAGAGGGGUCAGUAGUGACGUCCUCAGAAAUGCAAAAGCACAAGGUCUGCUGGGAAACGAAGCUCUGAAAAACAUUAGUGAGAAGAUGUCGUCCCUACAGAAAAGAGCUCUACUGGAGGCGUUUCGUCAUGAUGUGAACGCAUCUGAACUGGUAAAGGAGGUUCCAGAUUCCCUACUUCGCUCUUUGUCUCUCUCCACACUGGAUAAGGCCAACCUGACCUCUGUGGAUCAGCUGGAUGGUCACAGCUGGACUCGUGCUCAAUCUGCAUUCCUUGUAAAGAAGAUUUUGGGUAAUAAGCUCAACCUUACCGCAUUACGAAAGCUGGGUCAGGCUGUACAGGGUGUUUCUUGUGAAAUGAUUGAAAAAAUCAAUCGAACCGAUGCUUUGGAAAUGGUACAAGUGCUUGAUGAAUCUUUUGAUUGGCUGUCCAGGGUACAGAUACGUUGUGCUGCUCAAAAACUCUUCGCAAGUCUGGAAGAACAGAGACCAGGAUAUUUCAAUGAAAUUACUAAGUCUGAACUCCAGGCCAUUCCAGCCAUACUACUCAUCCAACUACCAGUGGAGAAGAUCCAAAACCUGUCUGAUUCAGUCUGUACUACGUUCCUGGAAAAGAUGAGACAAGCAAACUUGUCCUCUCUACCAAAUAAUGCACCGUCACGCUUGGCACUUACCAGAAGAGCCAUCAAAUGCCUAGGGCCGAAUGUACCUGAUCUCUCUGCAGCAGCCAUCCUGAGUCUGGGCCCACUGGUGUGUGAGUUAGAGCCUGCCUGGAUCUCCUCUUUGAAUCCCAAGGCUUUAAAUGAGACCCUGCAGGCUUUAGCCUCAUGUCAACAAAUCCCACAACAGAACAGAGAGCAACUGUUCGGACUGCUUACAAAGACCUAUGGGGACCCUUCCAACUGGUCAGAGGAUGACAUGAGAACAUUGGGACCUCUUCUGUUACUCAAUGACAAUGCUGUUAGAAGCCUGCCUUUCAAAAGCUGGUUAGUGUCAAGUCUAUCAGAUCUGAUGAACAGUUUGCCCAUCCAGCCCAUGGGUUCCCCGAAGGAAUUUAGAAAUUGGUUUGAUAUCUCUGCCCUUCGCCGCAAACUUUUCGAGCUCAAAACGGCCAGCCCGCCACAGAGUCGCAGAAAAAGAGGAGUGAUCUCCGCUUUAUCCGUGCCUACGCUUGCAGUCAUUGAGGACUUAGGACCGGGGAAUGUGUAUUGGACUGCUGUCCAGUUGUCUAAUAUGACUACACAGACCUUCAGAGAAGCUCUGCCAAUACUAGGAGGGAUAGCCAAUUACACUGCAGAACAGUUGUCUGUAUUUAGAGCAAAAGCUUUGGAGGUAUGGGGCAGUGUGUCCAUGUUGAAUGACUCCCAAAUAGGUGAGCUGGGCUGCAUCUCCCAGAGCUUCAGUUCUGAAGAGUUUUGCAACGUCAGCAUCUCCACCCUGGACACACUGGAGCUAUUAAACACCUGCAACUUUACUCAACCUCAGAGGGCUGGAGUCUGGCAGGCCUUUCAAAAGGGGACUGGAAAAAAUGUGACCGAUCUAGGGGAAAUCUCAUUGGUGGGACUCGGACAGUUUAUAUGUGGACUAAAACCUGCCCUGAUCGACCAGCUCAACUCCACCGCUUUCAGGGAGGCAGUGGAAGUGGUGGGUCGUGCUCCUUGUCCUCUGAACAUUAUAGAGCGUCUGAAGGAAAAGGCAGUGGCUGUAUUUGGAAAGCCAGAAACCUGGACCGAAGCUCAAGCUGGCAUAAUGGGCAACAUCAUUGCUGGUUUAAGCGCUGCUGAAUUCGGAAGCCUAAGUUCUACUGCCCUGCCAUUCAUUCAAUCAUUUGCCAUUCCGCUCAUAACCCCUGAUCGCUUGGCUAUGCUGUCAGCCAACCAGCUAAAGGCUCUGGGUCCUGAUAAUGCUGCUAUGAUAACAGAUGCUCAGCGGGGAGGACUGAGGCCCGAGCAAAAUACUGCACUGGAUGAGGCCAUAGGUGUGCCAGCCCAACGUGACAGUGGUAGCACUGUCCCUCCGGCCCCACAGCCGCAGACAGGAGGGGUACCAGCGAUGGACAGCAUGGCAGGAUAUAUGGUCCUGAUGCAAGUGAUCAUGCUGAUGUUGUGUGGAUUUUUUGGUUUAGGAGAUUAAGGGAUGAAUGCCAUAGGAUGACAUGUGUCAAUCUGAUGACAAUGACUGAUUCACACCUUGAUCAAUCCGUAAACAAUUAGAUUAGUACUUGAUCAUUUAAAAAAAAAUUGCUAUAUUUUAAAAUACUUAUUUCUUGUUAUUAUUUGUUGAUAAAAUAGUAGAUUAGAUAGAAGCUGAAGAUAGUAAUGUAAAACAGUAGUUAAAUAAAACUGGGGUGUGGUCUAUCCUUAAUUCUGUAUGUUUAUUUUCAGAAAGAACCUUUAUUUUGUUAUAUUGCUAUUUAAAGUUUUCAAAAAAAGAUUAUUAAAAUAAUAAAAGAUAUGUAACAAUAUGUAUAAUUCAUUAAAAUAUAAAGUGUAUUUUUUUUGUGGGUUACAAACUGAUAUCUAUUUUAAAUUUUUGUCAACUUUAGCAACUCUUUGCUGUUAUAAGUUUGUUUUAAGGGCUGUGUUCUUUGCUAACAAUUAAAAUGACAGAAACAUGAAUAUAAUAAAGGACUGUCUCUAAAUAGAAAGUGUGAGAUUUGAAUAUUCAAACCAGAAGAAGACAAAACUCAUAUGUUUUGUUCUGAUGGUCAUGCAGGUGAAUAGGCAAAAUGUUUCUUAAAAUAGAUCUGAAAUGUUACAUAGCCAUUAUAUAGUAAAGUAUAUAGUAUAUAAAUAUCUUCAGUUAAAAUUAAAACACACAAUCAUCAUC
Molecule: messenger RNA, 4359 nt
Organism: Paramisgurnus dabryanus
Lineage: Eukaryota; Metazoa; Chordata; Actinopteri; Cypriniformes; Cobitidae
Gene: otoa
Product: otoancorin
Biological process (GO): cell-matrix adhesion
Cellular component (GO): cell surface
Source: RefSeq, a predicted model, not a curated record